Messenger RNA from Cricetulus griseus (Chinese hamster), 456 nucleotides. The record is from RefSeq and is a predicted model, not a curated record. Lineage: Eukaryota; Metazoa; Chordata; Mammalia; Rodentia; Cricetidae.
AUGGCCCCCUGUCCCCAGCCUGACUCCUGCCCAGCUGGCAGCCCCCUUGGCCUGAUAUGUUUGUCCCUUUUGCUCAUCCCUGCUGCAGCUGGAACCUACUGUGAAUGCAGCCUUGGCCUCAGCCGUGAGGCCCUUAUCGCCCUCAUUGUGGUGCUGGCUGGUGUCAGUGCCAGCUGCUUCUGUGCCCUCGUUGUUGUGGCGAUUGGUGUCUUUCGGGUCAAGGGUGAUACGUGCUCCGGACACACGGAAAACAGGUUGAUGGGGCCCUAUGGGGUCCAGGAAGAUCGCAUAGACCUGCAGGCGGUACACGUGGAGUCCCAACUCAUGGACCCUGACUUGGAGGUAUCCAUGAUGCCAUCCUUGGAGAGCAAUUGCCUCAUGACCAUCCCCAUGGAGGUUCCUCUAGAGGAGCCACCACCACCACCUCCACCCCCACCACCUCCACCUCCAGAGUAG